Molecule: messenger RNA, 1596 nt
Organism: Leishmania mexicana MHOM/GT/2001/U1103
Lineage: Eukaryota; Euglenozoa; Kinetoplastea; Trypanosomatida; Trypanosomatidae
Product: putative oligomeric golgi complex component 8
Exons: 1
Coding region: 1-1596 (531 amino acids)
Biological process (GO): intra-Golgi vesicle-mediated transport
Cellular component (GO): COG complex
Source: RefSeq, a predicted model, not a curated record
AUGACAACCUCCUCGGCAGCGGAGGCCCGGGUGCGGCAGUCCAUUGUGAACUGUGCAGUCGAUCACUACGAGCUGUUGACCAACGCGCAGGCCGCAAACAUGGCGGCCGCGUCGCUCUCCAGCACCGCCGAAGACACCGCUAAAGAGCUGACAGCAUCCUUGCAAACACUGCACUCCUGGUCGCAGCUUCUCCAGUAUGCGGGGCAGUCGUGGCGGCAAGAGAAGGCGCAGCUGCACGGCGCUGUCAUGAGCCACCAGAAAAUCGUGGCUCUCAUGGAGUCGCCUGCCUUAGUGGAGGAGUGCGUGCGGCAGACAAUGUUCCACGAGGCGCUUCUCAUAUUCGACCACGUCAUGAUGCUGUGCCAGCACAUGAGCGACGUGUACGUUUUUCAGAGACUGCAGAAAGAAGUGGUGGACACAAUGGAGCAAGCGGUGAACGCGCAUGUGUUGCCGAUGCUGUCGGGUGUGCUCACGGUGGACACCGCGUACAAAGCUAUCUCUCUCCUUCGUCGCCUUGGUGGCUCCCCGGCGUCGCUGCGUGCACUCUUCCUGCGCAGCCGCGCUGCCUACAUUCGUCAGCUGCUGCAGGAAGCUGAAUCCAGCGUGGUGCCCUACUCUCUCAUUCUCAAGUACAUCACUGUGUACAAGAUGCACGUGAAUGAGGUGACGCUGCAGUACAAGGCGUGCUUCCCGUCCAGCACCGAGGCCCAGCAGCGGCAGGCGACGGAGGAGCUGAGCCUAUGGUGUCAGGAGCAGGCGCACAUGUUCAUACACCUCAUGGCGGCGGCGCUCCAGCACCUGCACAACGGCUCUGAACUGGCGCUCGUGGUGCAGCAGUGCAGCAGCUGCGCGAGUGCAAGUGCGCGGGUGCACACAGACGUGCUUGGGCUCCUGGGCAACGUACUUGUCCAGAAGGUGCACGGGCUCUUCGCUGACGGCAUGCGGCAGGCCCGGACCACCUAUCGCACUGCCAUGAAGACCUCCUCGUGGCGUGUUUCUGUGUACUGUCACAACAACUCGACGCUGACGUCGUCUACGGUGAUCAAGGCCCCUCCGACUAUUAGCGACACGCCAGCCGUGCAGCUAGCUCAGUGGCUGCCGCUCGCGUACGCGCUCAACGGGAUGCUCUCCUCCUUCAACACCAUCCGCAAGUGCCUGUUACCGGGGGUUGAGGCACCGUGUGAGGAGGAAGUGCGGCAGCUGGUGUGCGAGGUGGGACAGGACAUGCUGAAUGACGCGCCUCUGCUCGACACAAUGUACAGCGCUGAACGGGCAGUGUUCGUGACCUUUGUGAAGGCGUUUCAACGGCUGUGGUACCCAUAUGUACUACACCUAGUUGAGCGCCUUCUCGGACCUGCGCACCGCGAGGACUUGGAGGAUCGCACGCAGGCUCUGAUGCAUGGCAUUGGAGAGCUUCUGUUUGCGGUAGAGCCACCGUCGACGGUGCCGGCUGCAGAAAGUGUGAGCUCUUUGGCUCCGCCGCCUGCACACCCGCAUGCAUCGACGACACUCGUUCCACCGAUACCGGACCUCACCACCGCCCCCGUUGCGGCGCCUUCGGUGCCGCCAGCGACAACUGCCUCUGCACCGACCUAG